Schistocerca nitens (vagrant locust) is the source of this 861-nucleotide messenger RNA. RefSeq lists its product as uncharacterized. The transcript has 3 exons. The record is from RefSeq and is a predicted model, not a curated record. The coding region runs from base 1 to 861 and encodes 286 amino acids. NCBI's taxonomy places the organism in Eukaryota, Metazoa, Arthropoda, Insecta, Orthoptera, Acrididae.
AUGGAUGACAAACUUGGGGCCACGGCCAGGGGCAUGGGUGAGAGACCAGCCCCAGGAUUUUGUCACAGUCGGUUACGCCUCCUGUCGGUGUGUGACACGUGGGACGAAUGUAGCCGGCAGAGGGCGCGUUUAGGAUGUGGGGAGCGGAAGGCGGCGCCGGAUCGGUCUCUGGACGCGGCGGCGCGGCCCGGCGGCUGGCGCGGCGCGGCGCGGCGCGGGGGCCGUGAUUGGGCGCCGGGGGCCGAUAACAAGCCGCCUCCCGGUGUUCGCUGCUGCCUGCCAGUGUUCGCCCCGCCUGGUGCUCCCCACCGCCGCCGCCCAGUCGCCGCCGAGGCCGCCUACCGGUGUUCGCCGCCACAUGGUGCUUCCCACCGCCGCCGCCCAGUCGCCACCAUAGUCGCCUCCCGGUGUUCGCCGCCGCCUCGCAGUGUUAGCCCCGCCUGGUGCACGCCACCGCCGCCGCCCAGUCGCCGCCGUAGCCGCGUCCCGGUGUUCGCCGCCGCCUGGUGCUUCCCACCGCUGCCGCCUAGUCGCCGUCGUAGCCGCCUCCCGGUGUUCGCUGCUGCCUCCCAGUGUUCGCCGCUGCCUGGUGCUCGCCACCACCGCCGCCCAGUCGCCACCAUAGUCGCCUCCCGGUGUUCGCCGCCGCCUCCCAGUGUUAGCCCCGCCUGGUGCACGCCACCGCCGCCGCCCAGUCGCCGCCGUAGCCGCCUCCCGGUGUUCGCUGCUGCCUCCCAGUGUUCGCCGCCGCCUAGUGCUUCCCACCGCCGCCGCCUAGUCGCCGCCGUAGCCGCCUCCCGGUGUUCGCCGCCGCCUCCCAAUGUUCGCCGCCGCCUGGUGCUUCCCACCGCCGCUGCCUAG